ACGAAGGUCUAUUGGCUCUCGUCGGCCGCCAUCCUUCCAGCUUCCGAGGGUCCUAACACCUGCGGGGGUUGAUCGCCGGGCUACGGACUCUAAAGCAAAGUGUUUAGAACUGUGGUUCCGUGGUUUGGUCCAGCGGUGAAGACGGAGGUCAUCCGUCAGUUGAGCAUUUUUGUCAUCUGCCAACAGUUUUGGCCAGCCAGCUGGUGUGUGGACUGGAGUAAGAAGAAGCUGCUUCUGCCUCUGACUUGGAGGCUCCAUUCUGCGGGAACAAGACAUUUUCUGCAAUAGAAGGAGAGGGUUCCUUGCUUGGGAGAUCAUCGUUCCAGAAGCAGCCUGACCUGAGAUACCUGACCGCAACUUUGGGGCAGGCCCGGAGAGAUAGAAGACAGAGCACACCUUAGAGUUGCUAGCCCUUUCUUAAGAACUGGAGAAAAUGACCAAAGUCCAGGGAUCGUUGUCAUUCGAGGACGUGGCUGUGGGUUUCACCUGGGAGGAGUGGCAGCUACUGGAUGCAUCCCAGAAGGACCUGUACAGGGAUGUCAUGUUGGAGAACUACUACAACCUCGUGUCAGUAGGACAUCAAGCUACCAAACCAGAUUCACUGUUUCAGUGGGAGCGCAGACGACCACCGUGGAGAGCAGAGGGAGCAGCCCCUAGGCACACCUGUCCAGGUGAGAAACCACAUGCAUACAAUGAAAGUGCGACGAAUGCUUGGAAACCCCUUAAGACCAUGCCUCGGAGAACUCACGCAGGAAAGACAUCCCACGAAUGCCGAGAUUGUAAGAGAGCCUUUCCCAGUAAGUUAAAGCUAAUUACUCAUCAGGAAACUCACACAGGAGAGAGACCCUACGGAUGCGGUGAAUGUCAGAGAGCCUUCGUUACAGAGGCAGCGCUCACCUAUCAUCAGAAUACCUGUCACAGAGAAGGGAAAUCCUACAGAUGCAGUAAAUGUGGGAAAGCUUUUCCUUGGAAGUCAAAACUCAUUUUACAUCAUAAGACUCAUUCAGGAGAGAGACCUUUCAGAUGCAGAGUAUGUGAUAAAGCCUUCAUGGUUAGGACGCAUCUCACUGCACAUCAGAGAACUCACACAGGAGAGAAACCAUAUGAAUGCUCAGAUUGUGGGAAAGCCUUCUCAAAAAAGGCUCAGCUCCUGAUUCAUCAGCGAAUUCACAAAGGAGAGAGACCCUAUGGAUGCAGUGAAUGUCAGAGAGCCUUCAUUACAAAGUCAGCUCUCACCUAUCAUCAGAAAACCCGACACAGAGAAGGGAAAUCCUAUGGAUGCAGUAAAUGUGGGAAAACUUUUCCUUGGAAGUCAAAACUCAUUUUACACCAGAGGACUCACUCAGGAGAGAGACCUUUCAGAUGCAGAGCAUGUGAUAAAGCCUUCAUGGUUAGGACGCAUCUCACUGCACAUCAGAGAACUCACACAGGAGAGAAACCAUACGAAUGCUCAGGCUGUGAGAAAGCCUUUGCAAAAAAGGCUCAGCUCUUGAUUCAUCAGCGACUUCACACAGGAGAGAGACCCUAUGGAUGCAGUGAAUGUCAACAGGCCUUCAUCCAGAAGUCAGAUCUCAGUAAUCAUAAGAAAACUCAUCACGCAGAAGGGAAAUCCCAUGAAUGCAGUGAAUGUGGGAAGGUUUUGUCCUCAAAGUCAACGCUCACUAUACAUCGGAGAACCCAUACAGGCGAGAGACCCUUCAGAUGCAGUGUAUGCGAUAAAGCCUUCACAUCAAAGGCACACCUCACUGUACAUGAGAGAACUCACACAGGAGAGAGACCCUAUGGAUGCUUGAAUUGUGAGAAAGCCUUCUCCACUAAGGCACAUCUCAUGAUUCAUCAGCGAAUUCACACAGGUGAGAGGCCGUAUGGCUGUGACGAGUGUCAGCAAGCCUUCAUCCAGAAGUCGGGUCUCACCAACCAUCUGCAGAAUUGUCAUGCCCGAGUGAAAUCGUAUGGAUGCCGUGAAUGCGGGAAGGUUCUGUCGUGUAAGUCGACUCUGGUGAUUCAUCAGAGAACCCACACAGGCGAGAGACCGUUCAAGUGCAGUGUGUGUGAUAAAGCCUUCACAGCUAAAUCCUACCUCACUGUACAUCAGAGAAUCCACACAGGAGAGAAACCGUAUGAAUGCCGUGAUUGCAAGAAAGCAUUUGCGACUCUGUCAACUCUGAUUGGUCACCGGAGAACUCACACAGGAGAGAGGCCCUAUGGAUGCAGUGAAUGUCCAAAAGCCUUCCUUCGGAAGUCAGCCCUAGUUAGUCAUCAGCAAACGCAGCACCCAGGAAAAUCCUCUACCUGAUGACCAUGGGAAUGUAAGAAAGCUCUUUUGAUUAAUCUUACCUGCUCAGAGAAUUCAUACAGAAUAGAAAUGCUAUGUGUGUUGUAAUUACAGUAGACUCUUGUAGGAAGGAAACCUUAGAUGUGGAAUGAAAGUUGUACGUCUUCCAUCUGAAGACAUCCUCUCAUUAUACCUUAGGGAUCUCACCAAAAAAGAAACAUACAUGCAGUUGUCAAAAGACUUUAUUUGAGAGGCACAGGUUAUGCAUUUAGGAGGUGACAACCUGCGGAUGCAGGGAAGGUGGGAAAUUAUUAUUUUUCAAGUCAUGUUUGUUAUGCAUUAGGGUAUUCAUCCAAGAGAGGGACCCUACAGUUGCAGUGAAUGCCAUCAAGCUGGGGGAAAUUACAUCUCAUUGUACACAAAAAUAAAGAUUUCAGGAAUGUGGAGCAUUCCCUAGAAAGUUAAAACUCUUUGAACAUCUUGUAUAGGGGAGAGAGAUCCAUUAGACGCAGUGAAUGUGACAGAAUCUUGCCAGUUAAUGCGUAUCUUCCUUACAUCAGCAAACUCAUGUAGGAGGAAAGCCGUAGUAAAUGAAGUAUAUCCUUCAUCUGGAUGUCACAGAUCAUCCACAAACUCAUGUAACAGGUAAAUCUUUGAAACGGAAUGAGGAACACUUUUGAAAGUGACAUAUUGAACAGCAGGUACUUAAUUCAGGAGAAACUCCAAUGGCUAUAGUUAAAGUCUUCCUUUGGCCACAAAACUCACUGCACAGCAAGAAAGAAACACCACGAGUUGCAGUGAUUGUUUAAAAUGGUUUACUUACAAUUCACAGAACUCCUUAAUUGCCCGCUAACUCACAAAGUAGAAAGACCCUAUUCUCAGACAAGGGAAUAAUUUCUAGAUUCAGUGAAGGUAUAAAAUCCUUAAGGAAUCAUAUCUUUUUUCUACUCUAGUGAACUCAUAUAUCACAGAAAUAUUGUGAUUAUAGUCACGAUCUGUGGAAGAUUGGAUAUCAUUAACCGCCAUAGGCUCUUUUAAAAAAAUUUUUUUGUAUUGAAGUAUAGUUGGUUUAUAAUGUGUUAAUUUCUGGUGUACAGCAUAGUGGUUCAGAUAUAUAUAUAGAUAUAUACACACACACUCCUUUUCAUAUUUUUGCAUUAUAGGCUAUCACAAGGUAUUGAAUAUAGUUCUCUGUGCUCAUAAGCUCUUAAAACUAGAAACAGUUUGCUCCACACAGAGCUUUUAUGAAUACAGUGAAUGUGGCAAAAAGCAUCAAUGGUAAAUGAUAAUUUAUUUUUGUAUUUCAUGGAUUUAUUUCUUCAUAUCUGACUGUAUCUUAAAUUGUGACACAUGUUACAGUUGAUGGAAUGUCAUCAUUUCAUUAUUAAGGGCUUUUCUACAAGUGAUGGUGUUCUGGAUUUGAGUCAUUAAGUAAACUUGGAAACUAUAUAUAGAAUGAAAUAAUUUUAUAAGGGCUUAGCAUAAUUGUUUUAGAGAAUAUCCUACUAUAAAUAUUAGGCAUUUUCACUACAAAUACAAUACUGUUUGAAUAUACAAAAACAAUCAGAACAGGAUCAGAUGAGUGUCAACCAAGGUUUGUCGUGGUUAUGUUGUGGACUACACUACAUAACAUGGACUUUAUGUACUUAAUUUUUAUUUUCGGAAUUUACAGGAAGGAAUGUAAUUUUUAGGGUUUAAUAAAUUCUCAGCAUAGGCACAGAGUGGUGAGUAAUAUAAUCUAAUAUAAAUAGAACUGUUCUAUUUCCUUAUCAAUUAAAAUGCCUUGUAAUAUGUAAUUUGA
Molecule: messenger RNA, 4076 nt
Organism: Camelus dromedarius (Arabian camel)
Lineage: Eukaryota; Metazoa; Chordata; Mammalia; Artiodactyla; Camelidae
Product: zinc finger protein 585B
Exons: 6
Coding region: 434-2296 (620 amino acids)
Biological process (GO): regulation of transcription by RNA polymerase II
Molecular function (GO): RNA polymerase II cis-regulatory region sequence-specific DNA binding; DNA-binding transcription factor activity, RNA polymerase II-specific
Source: RefSeq, a predicted model, not a curated record